Molecule: messenger RNA, 2376 nt
Organism: Phragmites australis (common reed)
Lineage: Eukaryota; Viridiplantae; Streptophyta; Magnoliopsida; Poales; Poaceae
Exons: 13
Coding region: 128-1837 (569 amino acids)
Molecular function (GO): protein binding
Source: RefSeq, a predicted model, not a curated record
AUUUAGCCAACGACACCGUUAGAAUUUGAGCCUCUGUCCUCCCUCAUCUCCACCACUCGCGCCUCAUCCAGAGCUGACGCACGCCAUGUGCUCGACGGUUUGCCGCUGAGACGACGAACGCGCGGCCAUGGCACUUGCCCUCCUCUCCCCCUCCCCCGCAGCCCAACGCCUCCCGCGCCCCCUCGCCCCUCCGCCGCUCGCACGCGUCACCACCGCCGUCGGCGCUGGCCUCCUGUUCUUCUCCCCCUGCUCCUCUCCCUCCGUUGGCUCCCGCUCCCUGCAGAGGGCUGGCUCCGCGGGCGGCGUUGACGGCGCCAGCGCCGGCUCGUCGGAAGCGCCGGGAGCCGGAUGGCUCGACGCAGACCUGCUCAGGCGGGUCUCCGGUGCGGCGGAUGCGGACCAGGCAUUGGACAUUGUCGCGGAGUCGGCGGGAGGCGUGAACACCGCUCUGGACGCGCCCGAGUGCAACGCGAUCGUCGCGGCGGCGCUUGACCGUGGAAACGUAGACCUCGCGCUCUCGGUGUUCGAGGCCAUGCGGUCCGGCUUCGCUGGAGUUGGGGGCUGGAGGUGGGCGAGGCCGGACGUGCGGACUUAUGCGUUGCUUGUCCGGCAGUUGGCGGCCGCACUGCGUGUUUCUGAUGCGAUCAGGAUUAUCGAUUAUGUGUCUCGUGCGGGUGUUUCUUCUACGGAGGAGGUCCCAUUCGGGAUGAUUGUUCGUUGUCCAAUCUGCAUGGUAGCAGUUGCUGUUGCACAGCCUCAGGAUGGAACUCAGGUUGUUUCUUGUUCGAAGUGUCGGUAUCAAUAUGAAUUAUUUUCUGGAGACGUUACAAGCAUUGAAUCUGAUGAAGUUAGCAUGGAUAUUUCAGCUCUGGAGAAGGCCUUGAGAUUUAUAAAUGUAAUGAAGGAUGGUCUUCCAGCUGCUGUCCACUCUGUUGUGAUCCGCACACCUUCAGGAACAGCUCGUACACAUAGAUUUGCUACCCAGACUGUAGAACUUCCUGCUCAAGAAGGAGAAAGAGUGACCAUUUCCUUGGCGGCCCCGUCCAAUGUUUAUCGUGAAAUGGGCCCCUUCAAGAUUUCUGCUCGCUCACAAGGGUUUAGACCAGGAGAACCCAUGUGUCUCACUAAUCACAUCAACAGACAAGUCUCAAAAUUGCUAAGAGCUCCAUCAAAGAAUGAGGGAUCAUUUACCCUUAGCCCAUAUUUAUUGGUUGGUGCUUUUGCUUUGCUUGCUUCUGGAGAUGCUGCUUCAGCAUUCAUUGACCCAAGUCUUCCUAGACUUAUUACAGCAACUGUCGUUGCAUCAGCUGCCGUAGGAACAACUCUAAAUCAAGUAAUCCUGCCAGAGAUUCAAAAGCUUCCACAAAAGGCAGUAGAUAUAGUUGCUGUACGGCAGCAGCUUUUGUCUCAGUAUGACAUGCUCCAGACUCGUCUUAAGGAUCUGAAACAGCUUGCUGAAAACGAGGUGUGGAUGCUUGCACGGAUGUGUCAGUUGGAUAACAAGAUACUAGCAGUAGGCGAACCAUCUUAUCGUGCUAGACGAGGUAGAGUAAAGAGGGUACGGGAAAGCUUGGAAAACACACUCUUGGCGAGGAUCGAGCUUAUGGAAAGUUAUGCAAAAUUGUGUUCAAUGAUUGAAAUUGAAGUCGAGAUGGACUCCAAUGUUAUUGCUGCUGAAGCAGCAAGCAGUGCUGAGAGAAUAUCAGAACAAAUACAACAGCUAAUGGAGAUUGAUAGUCUUGAAGAGCAAUGGCGUAUACAAGCUGAGGCUAAUGAUGAGGCAGAAAGGCUUCUUAGUUCAGAUUCUUCGGAAACAAUGCCUGCUGGACAUGUGUAAUGGAAUUUUGGGGCUCAAGAAAUCAUCAAAGUUGACAAUGAGGAAGUGACGAGCAGGGUUGGUGGUGGUCGAAAACGCUCAACUAAAAUUCAGAAAGGAUAGUGGAGAUGGCAUUCGAUGAAAAUUCCGUCUUUGGAUUGGAAUUUCAUGGACACGAAUCUUUAAAUUAGUAUUUAUCGAAAUACAACUAUUUGAGCUGAAUUUGAAAAAUCCCUUUGUAUAGUUGCAUGAAAUUAUUUUCUCAAAAUAUAGAAAAGUCUCUGGCUUUGAUAAUCGCUUUCCAGCAUGUUUUCAUUGAUCUAGCGAAACUACUGGCAUGCAAAUAGUUCCUUAUAACUAGCUGAAUGCUAAUCCUGUAGACAUCGUCCUUUUGGUAGUGGCACAUAGUUGGGAAUUUUUGUGUAAAUCGAAAAUUGUUGUAUGCUUGUUGAAAGUUAAACGUACUCCGCUGUAUACUUUUGAAUGUCGAUGGGUGUUACCUUAAAAAUUCUAAAUCUUGUAACUUGUUCCAAGUUGUUAUAAUGAAUUUUGCUUGUUAA